AUGAAGUUUUCUAUCCCCUCUCUCGCCCUCGCUGCGCUUGUUGCUCCGACUUUGGCCCAGGUGGUGCCAGGUUCGGUCGAUAUCAACUAUCACUCCGGUUAUGAUAGAUACCAAGGGCGCGGUGGCGAAUGUUCGACUUCCAAGGCUCCGGAGAAAGAUGUGACCAGCAUCAACAUUUCUGCAUUCGCACCAGGCCCUGUCACCUGUGACUUCUACACGUUUGGGGCGCACUGCGAUGGAGACAAGUACAGUCUCACUACCAAGGGAGGAAUCAAGGGGCAACAAUUCAGCAAGCCAUUCAAAGUUGGUAGCCUGACCUGUUCCGCAUAG
Molecule: messenger RNA, 330 nt
Organism: Penicillium brevicompactum
Lineage: Eukaryota; Fungi; Ascomycota; Eurotiomycetes; Eurotiales; Aspergillaceae
Exons: 4
Coding region: 1-330 (109 amino acids)
Source: RefSeq, a predicted model, not a curated record